Python bivittatus (Burmese python) is the source of this 3206-nucleotide messenger RNA. Its product is annotated as calcium-activated chloride channel regulator 1-like. The record is from RefSeq and is a predicted model, not a curated record. Gene Ontology annotation, molecular function: intracellularly calcium-gated chloride channel activity; protein binding. Gene Ontology annotation, biological process: chloride transport. Lineage: Eukaryota; Metazoa; Chordata; Lepidosauria; Squamata; Pythonidae. Gene Ontology annotation, cellular component: plasma membrane.
UUGUCGUUUUCUGCAUAUAUAAAUAUGUGCACAUGUAAUACUUCUGUGCCAUCCUUUCUAUUAGUGAGGGUUUGGGAAGUGGUGCCAACAAAGAUGACACGCAGUCAGGACAUGGUGGUGGUGAUGAUGCUACUACAUGGAGUAAUGGGCACCAUGGUCAAACUGAACAAUGGUGGCUUUGAAGACAUUGUUAUUGCAAUUAAUCCAAUGAUACCUGAAGAUGACAAAAUUGUUACCAGUAUAAAGGAUAUGGUUAAAGAAGCAUCCAAUUAUCUUAUCAAUGCUACGGAACAAAGAUUUUACUUUAAGUCUGUAAAAAUUAUAAUUCCAUUGACAUGGAUACCAAAAAAAGAAUAUAAAAGAGUAACAAGAGAAUCCUAUGAAAAGGCCGACAUCAUAGUAGCCGAUCCUUAUUUGAAAUCUGGAGAUGACCCCUAUACGUUACAGUAUGGAGGUUGUGGGAAGCCAGGACGAUACAUUCAUUUCACGCCAACAUUCCUGACAAGUGACAGUUUGCAUGAUGUUUAUGGAUCUCGAGGCAGAGUCCUUGUCCAUGAGUGGGCUCAUCUAAGAUGGGGUGUCUUUGAUGAAUAUAAUUAUGAUGCUCCUUUUUAUGUUUCUGAGAAAAAGAAAGUUGAGGCAACAAGAUGUUCAGCUAAUGUCACUGGUAUAUACAUAUUUCCAACUGGACCAAGACAACACAGAAAGUGCAAAUUUCUUCAUAACACUCAGAUAUAUGAACCUGGAUGUCAGUUUAUACCAGAUAAAUCCCAAAGCGUUCCAGAGUCUAUAAUGUAUAUGCAAAGUCUGUCUUCUGUUACUAUGUUCUGUAAUAAAAGUAAUCAUAAUAUCGAAGCAACAAAUAUGCAAAAUAAAUUCUGCAACUAUAAGAGUACAUGGGAAGUUAUUAUGAAUUCCACUGACUUUGCCAAUUCUUCUAUAAUAAAUACUCCUCUGCCUGACCCCACUAUCACCUUGAUGCAAGCACAUGACAGAGUUGUAUGCUUAGUGCUUGAUGUUUCUGGAAGUAUGAGCACGUAUGAUCGCAUUGGUCGUCUGAAGCGAGCUGCAGAAUUGUUCCUUCGACAGAUUAUUGAAACUAGUUCCUGGGUUGGAAUUGUAACAUUUGAAUCCCGUGCAACAGUUAAGACUAUUUUGAAACAGAUUGUCAGUGACAAAGUACGGGAAGAUCUUGUGAAAUAUUUGCCUACCACAGCUGGCGGAGGAACUAACAUUUGUGCUGGAGUGCGCGAAGGAUUUCAGGUGUUUAGAUUAAAAUAUGGAAGUACUGAAGGGUGUGAAAUUGUGCUCUUGACAGAUGGAGAAGACACAACUAUGCGCUCUUGCUUUGAUGAAGUUAAAAGUAGCGGGUCAAUAAUUCACACCAUUGCUUUGGGGCCAAGUGCCGCAAAAGAGCUAGAAAUGCUGGCAGACAUGACAGGAGGAUUAAAACUUGCUGCCACUGAUAGUUUGGAUACCAAUGGUCUCAUCGAUGCUUUCAGCGGAAUUUCAUCAGAAAGUGGAAAUAUUGCUCAACAGUCGAUUCAGCUUGAAAGUAAAAGUCACAAAGUCGAUCCCUACAAAUUUCUUAAUGGUAUUGUAUUCAUCGAUUACACUGUAGGAAAUGACACUUUUUUUGUAGUUACAUGGACUGAAACCUAUCCUAAACCUGGAAUUCUUCUGACGGAUCCAAAAGGGAAAACAUAUGAUCAUGACAAUUUUACAGUUGAUAGCACCAAUCUCAAAACAGCUCGACUUCAGAUUAAUGGGACUGCGGAGGUGGGAGAUUGGUCUUACAUACUUUAUAAUACAUUGUCAAAGGCUCAGGUGCUAUCAAUCACAGUAACCAGUCGAGCGGCCUCUCUAACGGAACCUCCAGUAAUUGUGAAGUCCUACUUAAGUAGUGAUGCAAAUGCUUUUCCCAAUCCAAUUAUUAUUUAUGCAGAAGUCAGUCAAGGAUUUUUGCCAGUACUUGGUGCAAAUGUUAUAGCCACCAUUGAAUCAACUUCUGGAAUUGAAGAACUAGAGCUUUUGGACAAGGGUUCUGGUGCAGAUAUUAUCAAGAAUGAUGGAAUCUACUCAAGAUACUUCACGUCAUUCAAAGUCAAUGGUAGAUACAGCAUAAAGGUGCAUGUCCAAGGGAGAGAUAGGACCAGUCGACAAACCCGCCGACAGAAUCAAGCUCUGUAUGUUCCAGGCUACAGGCUAGAAAAUGGUGAAAUAAAAAUGAAUGCACCAAGACCGGAAGCCAGUGAUAAUGAUACCCAAGCAAACCUUGGAAAAUUCAACAGAAUUGCUUCAGGAGGUUCUUUUGUAAUGUCAGGAGUGACUUCUGGAAGUCCUCUUGAUGUCUUUCCGCCAUCUCGAGUUACUGAUCUUGAAGUAAAACUCAGUGAUGAGGAUGAAUUCCUUUUGUCAUGGACAGCUCCCGGGAACGAUUAUGAUAAGGGGAAAGCUGAAAAAUAUGAAAUAAAAAUGAGUGGAAAUCCUGCGGAGUUAAGAGAUACAUUUCAAAGUGCCAUAUCUGUGAACACAUCUGAUCUGAAACCUGACGUUGCUGGGGUCAAACAGUCCUUUCAGUAUAAGUUGGAAAACUUCACAGAAGAAAAUGGCACAGCAGUUUACUUUGCCAUUCGUGCCACUGAUGGCAGCGACAAUGUUGGGGAAGUAUCUAAUAUAGCAAGAGCAGUUGUGCUUCCAUUGCUCUCUACCCCUCCCAGUCCAACCAAUCCUUAUAGCUCUACUCCUCCCAGUCCAACCGAUCCUUAUAGCUCUACUCCUCCCAGUCCAACCGAUCCUUAUAGCUCUACUCCUCCCAGUCCAACCGAUCCUUAUAGCUCUACUCCUCCCAGUCCAACCGAUCCUUAUAGCUCUACUCCUCCCAGUCCAACCAAUCCUUACAUUACAAACACCACUUUUCGGGUGGAAGCUCCCCAUAAUGGAACCAACAGUGUGAUAAAUGAGGUGACUUUAAUUGUUAUCAUAGUGUGUGCUGCUCUAAUUAUUAUUUGUGGUUGCAUAUGUAUAACUAUUUGUGUUUUACAUAAGCAAAAAAAAGUAAAUUCUGAAACUUUAAUGUAAAAAGUAAGAAUCCAAAGCUAUAGAACAGAAAGAGAAUAAAUACAAUCAGUGCUAGUAACUCGUCAGUUAACAUUUGCUCCAGUCUUUCUGAAGUUUAAUACAGAAUAAAUUUAAUUGAUUCCAAA